Molecule: messenger RNA, 5067 nt
Organism: Sipha flava (yellow sugarcane aphid)
Lineage: Eukaryota; Metazoa; Arthropoda; Insecta; Hemiptera; Aphididae
Gene: Nos
Product: nitric oxide synthase, salivary gland
Exons: 25
Coding region: 562-4119 (1185 amino acids)
Biological process (GO): nitric oxide biosynthetic process
Molecular function (GO): FMN binding; nitric-oxide synthase activity; calmodulin binding
Source: RefSeq, a predicted model, not a curated record
GCUGAACCGUCGGCGGUACGUGUGGCGCGCGCGGCCGUUAAGAAGUGGUCGAACGGCGGCGUGCACAUCUCGCGCCUUCGGGAACGUAUCAGCAGUAGACUUGUUCUGCCGACAAUACAACAUUCCGCCGCGACCGAACAACCGCACGGCGUUCGACCUCACGAUUUCGCAUCGUCCCGUGCGCGGCCGCGCGCACGUGUGUGUGCCGUGUUUGUGCGUUUUUCCGCUCCCGGACGUCACAUUUAUCGCCCCCGCGUCAUAGUUGUCCGCCGGGACGUGUCCGUACGCGCGCGAUUAUCGCGUAUCGCCCGCCACGCAGCAGCACGUCGUCGUCGUCGUCAUCACACGACCGCGCGUCACGUUCUCGCUUUUCCGCGUGUCGCGUCCGACGUCAGACCGUUUUUACGUUUUGUGUACGUUUUGACGCCGCGAGACCGAGAGUGCGCGCCCGAAAAUCCGCGAUCCGUCCGCGCGCAACCUGUUCUCGCGUACACAUCCCGGUAGACCGGUAAAAACCGGGACGACACCGUUUUCCGACGCAGUCACAUAAAAUCCACAAAAAUGGCACGUGAUACACCGGACGAAUCUGUUCCACUCGGAAUCAUCCCGGAAAAUACGAUAAGGGGAUCGGUAAUCAGUAGCAGAUUUAUCGACUCAGCCACCGAUGGACUGUCCAAUGGCCAUAUCAACGUAUCGAAGCCGUUAAAACUAAGGAAUCUCAUAUCCAAAGGAGAAGUAUUCGAUUCCUUACAUCAGAAUUCUACUACGCCUCCGAUGUGCAAUGAGAAAGCAUGUAUGGGCAGUAUUAUGUUACCGCCGACAUUACAUAACUCAACGGUGAGACCUAAAGCCGAAGUGCUAAAGCUAGCCGAAGAUUUCAUGAAACAAUAUUUUGCUUCCAUAAAAAGGUCUAAUAAUGCUGCGUACGAAACUAGAUGGGAACAAGUACAGAGAGAAGUUAAUUUGACUGGUACAUACCAACUUACAGAAACUGAAUUGGCAUUUGGUGCCAAACUAGCAUGGAGAAAUUCUGGCAGGUGCAUUGGACGGAUUCAGUGGGCUAAAUUGCAAAUGUUCGAUUGUAGAUCAGUGACCACGACCAGCAACAUGUUUGAAGCUAUUUGCAACCAUAUUAAGUACAGCACAAACAAGGGUAAUAUAAGAUCGGCCAUAACUGUAUUCCGUCAAAGGACCGACGGCAAGCACGAUUUUCGUGUUUGGAAUUCUCAACUAAUUUCUUAUGCUGGAUACAAACAACCGGACGGCACUAUCAUUGGUGACCCGAUGAAUGUGGAGUUCACAGAUGUGUGCAUGAAACUCGGUUGGCGUGGAAAGGGUACAAGAUGGGAUUUACUGCCUUUAGUGUUAUCAGCGAACGGACACGAUCCGGACUAUUUCGACUUGCCAAGAGAAAUCGUUUUGGAAGUUAAUCUUAUUCAUCCUACAUUCGAUUGGUUCUCCGACUUGGGUCUUCGGUGGUACUGUCUUCCCGCAGUGUCCGGCAUGAUGUUCGACUGUGGUGGUAUACAGUUUACAGCUUGUCCGUUCAAUGGGUGGUAUAUGAGCUCAGAAAUCGGGUGCAGAAAUCUAUGCGACGUGCACAGAUACAACGUUCUAGACGAAGUCCUAUCACGCAUGAAAACAGAAUUGAAAAAUUAUGGAUUUUUAAAAAAAGACCGAGCUCUUAUCGAAGUCAAUUUAGCUGUCUUAUACAGUUUCCAAUCGAACAACAUCACGAUAAUGGACCAUCAUACCGCAUCCGAAUCGUUUAUGAAACACUACGACAACGAGUUGAGAACAAGAAACGGCUGUCCCGCAGAUUGGGUAUGGAUUGUACCUCCGAUAUCCGGCUCCAUUACGCCUGUUUUUCACCAAGAAAUGAUCAACUAUGAACUUCACCCAAUGUAUUCGUAUCAGGAACCGGCUUGGAAAACACAUGUUUGGAAAAAAGGACAAAACCAAGGAAAAUCGUUAAAUAAACAGACAAAAAAGUUCCAUUUCAAACAGAUCGCCAGAGCUGUAAAAUUCACAUCAAAACUGUUUGGGCAAGCACUGUCUCGUAGAAUCAAAGCGACCAUAUUAUAUGCAACGGAAACAGGACGAUCAGAAAUGUAUGCGAAAAAAUUGGGUGAAAUAUUUGCACGUGCUUUUCAUUCUCAGGUGAUGAGCAUGGAGGAGUAUGACAUGAUAAGUAUUGAACACGAAGCAUUAUUACUAGUGGUAGUAUCUACUUUUGGGAAUGGCGAUCCUCCUGAGAAUGGACAGGAAUUUGCACAGCAAUUGCACUCGAUGAAAAUGGAACUCGAAGGCAAUAGUAUUAAUAAAUCUCUAGCAGUGAAACCAUCGUCGCUCAGCUCUGCUUCGUUUAUAAAAGCGAACAGUCUAUCAGAGAGUCAACAUAUAACUGAACUAAACGAUUUAUCGAACAGAGAUUCUACAGAUGUUGAUAAUUUUGGACCCCUUGGAAACGUCAGAUUUGCUGUUUUUGGAUUGGGUUCGAGUGCAUAUCCAAACUUUUGUGCAUUCGGAUCAUACGUUGAUAAUCUUUUGGGUGAGCUUGGUGGAGAAAGGCUAAUAAAACUCGGUAAAGGUGACGAGAUGUGUGGCCAAGAACCAGCGUUCAAAAAAUGGGCUACUGAGGUUUUCCACGUUGCAUGUGACACGUUUUGUUUGGACAUGGACGAAUCGCUCAACGAAGCGUCGGAGGUGCUUCACAACGAAAAAUUAACUGCGUCUACGGUACGGUUUAUGAACUCGCCGCCGGACGAUCUGCCCACAGCGUACGCGCAAUAUCACAACAAACGGGUGUGGACAUGUCGGCUAGCCAACAGGCAGAACCUGAUGAGCAAUAGCGAGAACAGCAGGAGCGAUCGCGUCACCCUGUGGCUCGAGAUUACCGUGGACGAUUGGAAAGAUUCGGAGAAAGUCAUGUACCGCCCCGGCGACCACGUGGGAAUGUUUGCGACGAACCGAGAAGAACUGGUGUCCGGCAUUAUCCCGUACUUGCAGUGUGACCAGGACCCGGACGAACCAAUGGUGCUGCAAUUGCAUAAGGAGAAGUAUACGUCUACAGGAGUCUCGAAAAAUUGGGUGCCUCACGAAAAACUACCAAGAUGUUCCUUGAGGACUCUGUUAACACGGUUUUUGGACAUAACUACACCACCCACACCGAAUAUGCUACACUUUCUCGCUUCCUGCGCCACUCAUCAUGUUGAUAAAAAGAAUCUUACAGACUUAGCUUCGGACAGUGAAGCUUACGAAGAAUGGCGCCACUGUAAUCUACCUAAUCUUUUAGAAGUUUUUCAAGAGUUUCCAUCCAUAAACCCGCCGGCUGCUUUAUUGGUCGCGCAGCUUACUUCACUACAGCCCAGAUUCUACAGCAUCUCUUCGUCAAGUUUAUUACACCCGGACAAAGUACACCUUACCGUAGCUGUAGUCACCUAUAAGACUAAAGGUGGAAAAGGAGUAACACAUUAUGGCGUUUGUUCAAACUACCUGUUGGAUGCCAACAUAAACGACACAGUUUACAUGUUCGUCCGAAGCGCUCCAAAUUUCCAUCUGCCCGAAGACGUUUCGAAGCCGUUGAUACUGGUGGGUCCGGGCACAGGGAUCGCGCCGUUCCGUGCAUUUUGGCAACACAGAUACGCGCAAAAGAAAAACGGCAUCGACACGAAAAUGGGUAGAAUCAUGUUGUUCUUCGGCUGCCAAUACAAAUCGAUGGACUUGUACAAAACGGACAAGAUGGAAAUGUUAAACGAGGGCGUGUUGGACAAGACUUACUUGGCACUGUCCAGAGACCCAACGAUUCCAAAAACUUACGUGCAAGACUUGAUGCUGAAGGAAGCGAAAAUGAUAUACGAAUUAAUAGCUGUGGAAAGAGGACACUUCUACGUAUGCGGCGAUUGUAAAAUGGCGGAGAACGUAUGCCAGACCCUCAAGUCGAUAAUUCAAGAACAGGCCGGCAUGAAUUCUGCACAAUCCGAUAACUUUAUGCUGGGAUUACGGGAUGAUAACCGUUAUCAUGAGGAUAUUUUCGGUAUCACGCUACGGACGGCUGAGGUGCACAACAGUUCGAGGCUAACCGCUCGUAUCCGAAUGGCAUCCGAAACGCUUCCAUAACGUUCAAUUUGGCCUACAAUAGGCAACAUGUUAGCUAAAUCAAUAGCAACGAUACAAGAAUUUAGAGACAAAAAAUUGUAAAUAUUCUAGAUGGAUCAAGCCGCGAGCGUAUUACUAUAUAUUAUCGUAUAAAUAUUUUAUUCGAUAUUUUCAAUUGUGCAUAUUAUUAUUAUUAUUAUUAUUAUUAUUAUUAUUAUUAUUGAUAUAUUACACAUGCGUCUUUACGACAUACCUUCAAUGAACACUCUUCACGUGCAGUGUUCGGCCUUCAUCCAUCAUGAAACCGACUAUACAUGUAUAAAUAUAUAAUAGUUACCAAUAUGAUACACGUACUUUUCUUUCUAUGGAAAAAAAGUUAAAUAAUUUUCAUGCAUUAAUUAUAAAAAUCGAAAACGUGAGUUGAAAAACGCCGCUGGUUUUCCUUCUUUUUUUUUUUCUCUCUCUCUCUCUUUCUCUCUCACUAAUUAUAACCACUUAUGCAUUUUGAAAUAUGCAACACUUUCAAAAAUUGCGUACGUAUAUAAUAUUAUAUAUUAUUAAUUAUAAUGAAUUUCCAAUAUGUUUGAAUUUUGGCUGAUCAAAAAAACAUUAUUCAUAAUACAAAUGAUACGAUCAAGAAAAAUAUUGAUCGCAAUGAUAAAGCAUGAACAACAGUUAUAAUCUAUUCCGUCGAUCAUUAAUAAUUCGAUUCAAAAUUUAGCAACGUAAAUAUUUUAAAUGUUUAUCAUAUGUCAUGCGUUUUAUUUACAUGCCGUUACAAAAUAAAUAAAUAUUUUACGUACAAUUGUGCCAAUAUUUAUGUAUAAGCAAACGUUAUUAACUACUUAUUCAACGCAGAAAUCCAAUUCAGUGAUCUGAACUUAUAAACACACAACGCAUGUAUUUAUAAACACGAAGCUAUAUAAUUCAAACACAUAAUAUUAUUCAAUUUGGAAUAUUUUGUAAAAA